AUGUUGAACAACAAUAACAACAAGAAUAAGAAUCGUGAUGAUGGUUAUGAUGAUCCUUCUAACUCUUUGUUGAUGUCAAGAGCCAGACCAUUCCUACCGGUAGAUACUACUCUUACUAAUGCUGCUACUCUUACUAAUGCUCUUACUCUUACUAAUGCUGCUGCUCUUACUGUUACUAAUGCUGCUGCUCUUACUGUUACUAAUGCUGCUGCUCUUACUGUUACUAAUGCUGCUGCUCUUACUGUUACUAAUGCUGCUACUCUUACUGUUACUAAUGCUGCUGCUCUUACUGUUACUAAUGCUGCUGCUCUUACUAUUACUAAUGCUGCUGCUCUUACUGUUACUAAUGCUGCUGCUCUUACUGUUACUAAUGCUGCUACUCUUACUGUUACUAAUGCUGCUGCUCUUACUGUUACUAAUGCUGCUGCUCUUACUGUUACUAAUGCUGCUGCUCUUACUGUUACUAAUGCUGCUGCUCUUACUGUUACUAAUGCUGCUGCUCUUACUGUUACUAAUGCUGCUGCUCUUACUGUUACUAAUGCUGCUGCUCUUACUGUUACUAAUGCUGCUGCUCUUACUGUUACUAAUGCUGCUGCUCUUACUGUUACUAAUGCUGCUGCUCUUACUGUUACUAAUGCUGCUGCUCUUACUGUUACUAAUGCUGCUGCUCUUACUGUUACUAAUGCUGCUGCUCUUACUGUUACUAAUGCUGCUGCUCUUACUGUUACUAAUGCUGCUGCUCUUACUGUUACUAAUGCUGCUGCUCUUAUUGUUACUAAUGCUGCUGCUCUUACUGUUACUAAUGCUGCUGCUCUUACUGUUACUAAUGCUGCUGCUCUUACUGUUACUAAUGCUGCUGCUCUUACUGUUACUAAUGCUGCUGCUCUUACUGUUACUAAUGCUGCUGCUCUUACUGUUACUAAUGCUGCUGCUCUUACUGUUACUGUUGCGACAUCAUUAUGUAGGAUCAAUUAUAGUAUCAUCAUCAUUAUUGUUUCAGAAGGGCCUCGUUAUUCAUGA
This is a messenger RNA of Perkinsus marinus ATCC 50983, 1020 nucleotides long. Its product is annotated as Fiber protein, putative. The coding region runs from base 1 to 1020 and encodes 339 amino acids. The record is from RefSeq and is a predicted model, not a curated record. Lineage: Eukaryota; Perkinsozoa; Perkinsida; Perkinsidae. The transcript has a single exon.